AUCGAAGACAGCAAUUAUGGCAUCAAACAUCCUCAAGCGUGCCCAGUGAUCCCAGGCGGCCAGUCCGUCCGGCUUUGAGUACGGCCGGACUGGCCCAGGCUUUUUCAGGGAUGGCCGGGCCGGACUGUGGGAAAGCGGCUUUUCCAAACCAAAGCCGGGCCCGGCCUGGGUCACCCACAGGCCGAUGUUUUAAGGGAUCACGUGUGUUUCAUUACUAAGAAAUAUUUCAUUAUUCAACAGGACUAACUAUUUCAUGCGGACAAUACAUAUCCACCCGGGGUGGCUAGGGAGUUGUGUGAAGAAUAGUAUAGUGUCUUGAGGUAGGACAGCAUAUUUGGGUACCAGGUACAGCGGGGGUCCAUCGCUGGAUGUCAUACAUUUACCUUAAGCGAGAUCUAUAGUGUCAGGCGCAUGUUGCUCUUGGUAUCUUGUUCCGAGUGGUUAAAAGUGGAAAGCCUGCAGGCUGCCCGUGGGUAUCUUCAGAUUACCUGGGCAUCUGGCGGCUCUAACCUAGGUUGCGCCAAGACUCGCGGUUGCCUAGGCGCCGCCGGACUUUGACGACCGUAGAGAAUCUCGACCGGGCUGGCCCAGGCUUUUCAAAACCAAGGCCGGACUGACCGGACUGCCGACCUGUAGUCCGGACUAUGGUCCAGACUGGCCGCUUGGGAUCACUGAGCGUGCCAUUCGCCCACACCUUCAAUUUAUCAAAUACGUCCGGCCCCACCCAGCCCGUCAACAGCUGUUUAGCACGGACUCUGGCCCUGAACCGGACUCCAUUCCAGAAAAUUGUAGCGAGGGCAAUGAGGGUUCCGUUCAGAGUCUCAUGGUACGUUAUUAUUUUCAUUGCCACUAAUCCCACUAACAAAUACCAUGGCAGUGGGGCCGUAUUUUCAGCAAUGACAGGCGUCUCAAUGAGCUUACAAAAGUUUCUUUCCUAUAUGUUUGGUCCGGUUUACCGGCAGCUUACACUUGACAUAGGAUUAUAAAAACUCGGAGAUAACUGCACAAAGAACCAUGGGCGAUAUUACUACGACAAUGAAGACCCAAUUUGCCAACGUCGACACCCAAUUUGCCCACGUAAGGGCUGAGUUUACGGACAAGUUUGCUGAAGCGAAGGUCGAUUCAAACUACGUAAAGUCUAAAUUGUCGUUCAUCCAAUGGCAGCUUGGGAUUGUUGGCAGUGCUGUGGUCAGUUUUCUCGGUGUAAGUUAUCCCUGGGAUGAGAUUUUCACUGUUACUGACAUUAGGGCUUCUAGUUUGCAGGAUACGGAUUGAAAAAGUUGAUGGAUGUAUAUAUCCCGCAGGUUGCUCCCGAAAUUCCUGCUCCACCUGCCACGGUAAGGCUUAAUGAGAAACCCCGCAGGGCAGAUUACUGACAGAUUAUUCACAGAAGGGUAGGAAUGUUCCAGGUGCUGCGGAGGGUCACUGUGCUGCGGAGGGGCAAGAACAGUGAUUUCCUUCGCCCUCCGUCCUUUUAAUUCUUUCGCCCCGUUUUGCCCACUCUUAUUUUCCCCCUGGUCUAUCCCUUUGUUUGUUAAGUUUCGAUGGGAUACGCUUACUUGUAUGAAGGAGAUAUCGUUAAAAAUAAAAUUCUUUCCAUAAA
Tuber aestivum (summer truffle) is the source of this 1603-nucleotide messenger RNA. Lineage: Eukaryota; Fungi; Ascomycota; Pezizomycetes; Pezizales; Tuberaceae. The record is from the annotation of a GenBank genome assembly.